Messenger RNA from Magnolia sinica, 7488 nucleotides. Its product is annotated as acetyl-CoA carboxylase 1-like. The record is from RefSeq and is a predicted model, not a curated record. Bases 459 to 7283 code for a protein of 2274 amino acids. Lineage: Eukaryota; Viridiplantae; Streptophyta; Magnoliopsida; Magnoliales; Magnoliaceae. Gene Ontology annotation, biological process: fatty acid biosynthetic process. The transcript has 32 exons. Gene Ontology annotation, molecular function: acetyl-CoA carboxylase activity; metal ion binding; ATP binding.
GGGAAGAAAGAAGCAGAUGGAAAUCAUCAAAGCCCGGACACGGCUGGAAUUUGGGCUGUCUCAUCCAUCCCUCUCACCCCAAUCCCAUCCAUCCCUUCCACGAGAGAGAGAGAGAGAGAGAGAGAGGUUGGUCGACUGCCCCACCCAACCUCACAAUCGAAAGACACGCACACGCCAUUCCGAGAAAGAAAGAGAAAAAUCAAAUAAAACAGAACAAACCGUUAUUGUAGAGAGAGAGAGAGAGAGAGAGAGAGAGAGAGAGAGAGUAAUGAGGUAGUUGGGAACUACUACGAGAACAAGGGAGGGAAAGAUGUGGGCAGGUAUCACGCGGAAUUGCAAUUAAAGCCCGUUAAUGCCCCUUCUCUUCUCCUUCAUUCUCUUCUCAUUCUCCCUUCCAUACAUGAGCUUUUUCGACCUCUUUCAUUCCCAUCGUUGAGAAGAAGAAGAAGGAAAUAAGAAUGUCUGAAGCCCAAAGGAGAACAGCUAUGGCAGAAGUGUGGCGUGGCAAUGGGGUCAUAAAUGGAAAAGUUCAAAUCUGGUAUUCGGCAUUGUCAGAAGUUGAUGAUUUCUGCAAGGCCCUUGGCGGGAAGAAGCCCAUUCACAGUAUCUUAAUUGCAAACAAUGGGAUGGCAGCUGUGAAAUUCAUGCGUAGUAUCAGAACAUGGGCUUACGAAACCUUUGGAACAGAGAAAGCCAUUUUGUUGGUGGCUAUGGCAACUCCAGAAGACAUGAGAAUCAAUGCAGAGCACAUUAGGAUUGCUGAUCAGUUUGUGGAAGUUCCAGGGGGAACCAACAAUAAUAACUAUGCUAAUGUGCAACUCAUUGUGGAGAUGGCAGAGAUUACACAUGUUGAUGCUGUUUGGCCUGGUUGGGGCCAUGCAUCGGAAAACCCCGAGCUGCCUGAUGCGUUGACUGCAAAAGGAAUCAUAUUUCUUGGGCCUCCAGCAUCAUCGAUGGCAGCAUUAGGUGAUAAAAUUGGUUCUUCUCUAAUUGCUCAAGCAGCAGGAGUACCAACACUACCAUGGAGUGGCUCACAUGUGAAAAUGCCUCCUGAAAGUUGCUUGGAAACUAUCCCAGAGGAUAUUUAUCGGGAAGCUUGUGUUUAUACGACAGAGGAGGCAGUGGCAAGUUGUCAGGUGGUGGGUUACCCUGCUAUGAUCAAGGCAUCUUGGGGUGGCGGUGGUAAAGGGAUAAGAAAGGUUCAUAAUGAUGACGAAGUGAAAGCUUUGUUCAAGCAAGUUCAAGGUGAAGUUCCUGGCUCGCCAAUAUUUAUAAUGAAGGUAGCUUCUCAGAGCCGGCAUUUAGAAGUUCAGUUACUUUGCGAUCAGUAUGGCAAUGUUGCAGCUUUGCACAGCCGUGAUUGCAGUGUUCAGAGGCGACAUCAAAAAAUCAUUGAGGAGGGUCCAAUUACAGUAGCCCCCCUCGAGACUGUUAAACAACUGGAGCAGGCAGCAAGGCGUCUAGCAAAGUCUGUAAGUUAUGUAGGGGCUGCUACUGUUGAGUACCUGUACAGCAUGGACACUGGGGACUAUUAUUUCUUAGAGCUCAACCCACGGUUACAGGUGGAGCAUCCUGUCACUGAAUGGAUAGCUGAAAUAAAUUUGCCAGCAGCUCAAGUUGCGGUUGGGAUGGGCAUUCCCCUCUGGCAAAUUCCUGAAAUCAGGCGCUUUUAUGGAAUAAACCAUGGUGGAGGGUAUGAUGCUUGGAGAAAGACAUCGGUGGCUGCCACCCCAUUUGAUUUUGAUAAGGCAGAGUCAAUAAGGCCAAAGGGUCAUUGCGUGGCUGUACGUGUAACAAGUGAAGAUCCUGAUGAUGGUUUUAAGCCUACUAGUGGGAAAGUACAGGAACUAAAUUUCAAAAGCAAGCCCAACGCAUGGGCGUAUUUCUCCGUUAAGUCUGGAGGAGGCAUUCAUGAAUUCUCCGAUUCUCAAUUUGGACAUGUUUUUGCUUUUGGUGAAUCUCGAGCCUUAGCAAUAGCUAACAUGGUUCUCGGGCUAAAAGAAAUCCAAAUCCGGGGAGAGAUUCGUACAAAUGUUGACUACACCAUAGAUCUCUUGCAUGCUUCAGAAUAUAGAGACAACAACAUUCACACGGGCUGGCUGGACAGCAGAAUUGCCAUGCGAGUUAGAGCUGAGAGGCCUCCUUGGUACAUUUCAGUCGUCGGAGGAGCACUUUAUAAAGCCUCAACCAGCAGUGCAGCUAUGGUUUCCGAAUAUGUUGGUUAUCUUGGAAAGGGGCAAAUCCCGCCGAAGAACAUAUCACUUGUCAAUUCUCAAGUUUCCUUGAACAUUGAGGGAAGCAAAUACACGAUUGAAAUGGUCAGGGGAGGACCAGGCAGCUAUAAAUUAAGAAUGAACCAGUCAGAGAUCGAAGCAGAAAUUCAUACCUUGCGUGAUGGGGGUCUCUUGAUGCAGUUAGAUGGAAACAGCCACGUGAUAUAUGCAGAAGAGGAGGCAGCUGGUACUCGCCUUCUAAUAGAUGGGCGGACUUGCUUGUUACAGAACGAUCACGAUCCAUCUAAGUUAGUGGCAGAGACACCAUGCAAGCUGCUUCGUUUCUUAGUUCCAGAUGGCAGUCAUGUGGACACUGAUGUACCAUAUGCAGAGGUUGAAGUUAUGAAGAUGUGCAUGCCGCUUCUUUUACCUGCUUCUGGAAUUAUCCAUUUCAUGAUUUCGGAAGGGCAGGCAAUGCAGGCAGGUGAUCUCAUAGCAAAGCUCGAUCUUGACGAUCCAUCAGCUGUGAGGAAAGCUGAGCCAUUUCAUGGGAGCUUUCCAGCAUUGGGCCCCCCCACUGCAAUUUCUGGAAAAGUUCACCAGAGAUGUGCUGCAAGCCUAAAUGCUUCACGAAUGAUUCUUGCAGGCUAUGAGCAUAAUAUUGACAAAGUAAUACAAGAGCUGUUAAACUGCCUGGAUGAUCCCGAGCUUCCUUUCCUUCAGUGGCAAGAGUGCAUGGCUGUUUUGGCAACCCGCCUCCCCAAAGAUCUAAGAAACGAGCUGGAUGCAAAAUUUAAGGAGUAUGAAACGAUUUCAAGUGCCCAGAAAAAUGUUGAUUUUCCAGCGAAAUUAUUGAGGAGGGUUCUUGAGGGACAUCUCGCCUCCUGUUCUGAUAAGGAAAUAGCUACACAAGAAAGGCUCGUGGAACUGUUGAUGAGUCUCGUGAAGUCAUAUGAGGGUGGAAGAGAAAGCCAUGCUCGUGUUAUGGUUCAAUCCCUUUUUGAGGAGUAUCUUUGUGUUGAAGAACUAUUUAGUGAUAAUAUUCAGGCUGAUGUCAUUGAAGGUCUUCGACUUCAAUAUAAGAAGGAUCUCCUGAAGGUUGUGGACAUGGUGCUUUCUCAUCAGGGUGUUCGGAGAAAAAACAAGCUGAUAUUACGACUUAUGGAAGCAUUGGUUUACCCUAAUCCUGCUGCGUACAGGGAUCAACUGAUUCGUUUCUCCUCUCUUAAUCAUAUGAUUUACUCAGAGCUGACUCUAAAAGCCAGCCAACUGCUUGAGCAAACCAAAUUGAGUGAACUCCGUACAAGCAUUGCUCGAAGCCUCUCCGAGCUAGAGAUGUUUACCGAGGAAGGUGAAAAUAUAUCCACUCCAAGGAGGAAAAGCGCGAUUGAUGAGAGGAUGGAGGAUCUUGUGGGUGCUCCUCUGGCUGUUGAAGAUGCCCUUGUAGGCUUGUUUGAUCACAGUGACCACACUCUUCAAAGGCGGGUUAUGGAGACGUAUAUCCGUCGGUUGUACCAGCCCUACCUUGUGAAGGGAAGUGUACGUAUGCAAUGGCAUCGAUCUGGUCUUAUUGCUUCAUGGGAGUUCUCUGAAGAGCAUAUUGAGAAAAGAGAUGGUGGUGAAGACAAAAUGUGUGAUGAGUCAGUGGUAGAGAAGCAUUGUGAGAAGAGAUGGGGAGUUAUGGUUAUCAUAAAAUCUCUUCAGUUUCUAACAGAUGCAAUUAAUGCUGCAUUGAAAGAAACUACUCAUUGCCCAAGUUUCGGUUCUGAUCAUGAGAUGGUCCCAAAUGGAUCUUUAGAACCAGUUAGCCAUGGUAACAUGCUGCAUGUUGCUUUGGUGGGCAUCAACAAUCCGAUGAGUUCACUUCAGGAUAGUGGUGAUGAGGACCAGGCUCAGGAAAGAAUAAACAAACUAGCCAAGAUACUGAAAGAUAAAAAUGUGGGCUCCAGUCUCUGUGGGGCAGGUGUUGGAGUUAUCAGCUGUAUCAUACAGAGGGAUGAAGGGCGGGCACCUAUGCGGCACUCCUUCCAUUGGUCAGCGCAAAAGCUUUAUUAUGAAGAAGAACCUAUAUUGCGUCACUUGGAACCACCUCUAUCUACAUUCCUUGAACUGGAUAAGCUUAAGGGCUAUGAAAAUAUACAGUAUAUCCAGUCUCGUGAUCGGCAAUGGCACAUGUACACUGUUGUAGACAAGCCAAACAUCCAAAGGAUGUUUCUCCGCACCCUUGUUAGGCAACCAAACACAUUGGAAGGAUUUUCUAUAUGCCAAGGACUAGAUGUGGAAACAAUCCAAGCACAACCAGAUAUGCCAUAUACUUCUAUCAGCAUAUUAAGGUCAUUAAUGGCGGCGCUGGAUGAGUUGGAACUUCACAUGCACAAUGCAACAGUCAAAUCAGAACAUGCUCAUAUGUACCUUUGCGUCUUACGCGAGCAACAUCUAUAUGACCUUGUACCGUAUUCCAGGAGCGUCGAGGUAAAUUCCAGCCAAGUUGAAACUACAGUUGGCAUGAUCUUGGAAGAUCUGUCAUGUAAGAUCCAUGAAUCUGUUGGUGUGCGGAUGCAUCGGCUAGCUGUUUGUGAAUGGGAAUUGAAGCUUUGGCUGGACUCUGAUGGAGUUGCUAGUGGUGCUUGGCGGGUUGUGGUGACAAAUGUAACUGGUCACACUUGCACUGUGCAUAUAUAUCGAGAAGUGGAGGAUGCCAACACACAUGAAGUGGUCUAUCAUUCUGCCUUCUCUGUUUCUGGUCCUCUGCAUGGUGUGCCUGUGGCUUCAUGGUAUCAACCCUUGGGAGUCAUUGAUCGGAAACGUCUUUUGGCAAGGAAGAGCAACACUACUUACUGUUAUGAUUUUCCACUGGCAUUUGAAGCAGCGUUGCAACGGUCAUGGGCAUCACAGAUCCCGUGUAGUAACAAAACCAAGGAUAAAGAUCUUUUGAAAGUCACGGAACUCGUGUUUGCCGACAAAGGAGGAGCUUGGGGUACUCCUUUGGUCUCUGUGGAGCGUCCUGCGGCCUCUAAUGAUGUGGGCAUGGUAGCCUGGUGUAUGGAGAUGUGUACCCCAGAGUUCCCUGAUGGAAGGACUGCCUUAGUAGUAGCGAAUGACGUGACAUUUAAAGCCGGAUCCUUUGGUCCCCGAGAGGAUGCAUUCUUUCUCGAGGUGACAAAUCUCGCUUGCCAUAAGAAACUGCCUUUGAUUUAUUUGGCAGCAAACUCAGGCGCAAGAAUCGGGGUUGCCGAGGAAGUAAAAGCUUGCUUUCAUGUUGGAUGGUCUGAUGAAUCAAACCCUGAGCGUGGCUUUCAAUAUGUGUAUUUAACUCCUGAAGAUCAUGCACGGAUUGGGACAUCUGUCAUAGCACACCAGUUGAAGCUGGAAACUGGUGAAAUCAGAUGGGUCAUAGACACCAUCAUAGGGAAGGAGGAUGGUUUGGGAGUGGAGAACUUAACAGGCAGUGGAGCUAUUGCAGGUGCUUAUUCAAGGGCAUACAAGGAGACCUUUACAUUGACCUAUGUAACAGGCCGAACAGUUGGCAUAGGCGCAUAUCUUGCUCGCCUUGGUAUGCGCUGCAUUCAACGGCUUGAUCAACCUAUAAUUCUGACCGGGUUUUCUGCAUUGAACAAACUUCUAGGGCGGGAGGUUUACAGUUCGCAUAAGCAGUUGGGUGGCCCAAAAAUCAUGGCUACCAAUGGGGUCGUUCAUCUGACCGUAUCAGAUGAUCUUGAAGGUGUCUCAGCCAUUUUAAAGUGGCUCAGUUAUGUUCCACCUCGUGUAGGUGGACCCCUUCCCAUGUUGCCUUCACUGGACCCUCCCGAGAGGCUCGUUGAGUAUGUGCCGGAGAACUUGUGUGAUCCUCGUGCAGCCAUUUGUGGUCUUCAGGAUAAUAAUGGGAGGUGGUUCGGGGGAAUUUUUGAUAGAGAUAGCUUCGUAGAGACAUUGGAGGGUUGGGCAAGGACAGUGGUUACAGGAAGGGCCAAGCUCGGAGGAAUCCCCGUGGGAAUUGUUGCUGUUGAAACACAGACUGUGAUGCAAGUCAUUCCCGCGGACCCUGGCCAGCUUGAUUCUCAUGAAAGGGUCGUCCCCCAAGCAGGACAGGUUUGGUUUCCUGAUUCGGCUACCAAGACUGCUCAGGCACUGUUAGAUUUUAACAGAGAAGAGCUUCCGCUUUUCAUUCUGGCUAACUGGAGGGGUUUCUCUGGCGGGCAGAGGGACCUUUUUGAAGGCAUCCUUCAGGCCGGAUCGACCAUUGUCGAGAACCUUCGGUCAUACAAACAGCCUGUUUUUGUGUACAUCCCUGCGACUGGUGAGCUCCGUGGUGGGGCAUGGGUCGUCGUUGACAGCAAAAUCAAUCCAGACAACAUAGAGAUGUAUGCAGAAAGGACAGCCAAGGGUAACGUACUUGAGCCAGAAGGGAUGAUCGAGAUCAAGUUCAGAUCAAAGGAGCUGAUUGAGUGCAUGGGCAGGCUUGAUCAAGAGCUUAUUACAUUGAAGGCAAAGCUUCAGGAGGCCAAGGGAAGUGGCACACCUGGGACUGUGGAAGCCCUGCAGCAGAGCAUAAGAUCUCGUGAAAAACAGCUGUUGCCAGUGUACACUCAGAUUGCCACCAGGUUCGCCGAAUUGCAUGAUACUUCCCUCAGAAUGGCCGCGAAAGGGGUGAUUAGGGAAGUCAUUGACUGGGGUAGGUCCCGGUCUUUCUUCUACAAGAGGCUGCACAGGAGAGUUGCCGAGGGGUCGCUGAUCAGGACUGUGAUGGAAGCUGCAGGCGAGCAGCUCUCGCAUAAAUCGGCAGUGGCCUUGAUCAAGAAAUGGUUCCUGGCUUCCCAGCCUUCCAAUGCCAAAGAAGAUACAUGGGAGGAUGACAAUAUUUUCUUCACUUGGAAAGAUAAUCCUGAAAACUAUGAGGAACACAUGCAAGAAUUGCGGGUUCAGAAAAUAAUGCUUCGACUAUCAAAUAUUGCCAACUCUGCCUCAGAUUUGCGAGCUCUGCCUCAAGGCAUUGCUGCUCUCCUUCAAAAGGUUGAACCAUCAAGACGGAUGCAGCUAAUCGAGGAAAUUAGAAAGGUAGUCGGUUGGUAGUAGCGGCUGCAGGAGAAACCUAUCGGCCUGCUCUGUUUAUAUAGUUCGAUAAUCAGGUCCGUUUCUCAGGAAUCCUAUGCACCAGCUGUAGAGUAUGACCUUUUGUAAUUUGAAAAUAAUUUUAUGGCAUUGAAAAUGGAACCCUCCCUCCAUAGAAAUCCAUGUGAUUUAGAAGUUAGGAAAAUUAAGACAGGUGUAUGGAGGA